This is a messenger RNA of Solea solea (common sole), 5294 nucleotides long. It is a transcript of the gene calcr, whose product is annotated as calcitonin receptor. The record is from RefSeq and is a predicted model, not a curated record. Gene Ontology annotation, molecular function: amylin receptor activity; calcitonin receptor activity. Gene Ontology annotation, biological process: positive regulation of cytosolic calcium ion concentration; adenylate cyclase-activating G protein-coupled receptor signaling pathway; cell surface receptor signaling pathway. The coding region runs from base 510 to 2933 and encodes 807 amino acids. Gene Ontology annotation, cellular component: axon; plasma membrane. Lineage: Eukaryota; Metazoa; Chordata; Actinopteri; Pleuronectiformes; Soleidae. The transcript is spliced from 22 exons.
AGCGCGCGCAAGCUGAUGUGGAGGAGAAGCUGCUCCUUUCUCCUCCUCGCUGUGUGUGUCUUUAACGCACAGGAGCAGAGAUACGGCGAGGAGGAGCUCCGCCGCCACACGCUCGUGUGCGCAAACGGGAGAGGCUGUUAAACGCACUUGGAUUACCGGGCAGUUGACUGUCACCGCUCACAACGGCUGCAGAGUGGCGCGCUGCCCCGCGCUCUCCACCGCGCGCACCGCCGCCUAUUCAUUCAUGUCAUAAAAAAAAGAGAGACACCUGAGCGAAGCCGCGGCCACAGCAGCAUUUCAUAUCUUUUUUUUUUUAAUUGAGGCUGGAUAAGAAAAAAAAAAAGUUUUCUUUAUUUUAUUAUCAUUAUUUCAUUUGUACCUGACACUGCGUUGAAUCGGCUUGGAGCGCAGACGCAUCCAGUCAUUCUUUCGAGGGAAGACACCACUCACCGGGCUUCUGUGUCUUUAUGUGCAGUUUCUAAGUACGAUUUGCCUGUGAGAGGACGAUUAUGAGGUGUGUGGGCUCCCUGUGGACCCUCUGGGUUCUCCUUGUGCACAGGGCUGCGACAGACACUGAGCAAAUCUCAGAGCCAUCACUCAGGCCUGGACAGCAAAUGACAGAGGGACCGAGUCCCGCGUUGAGCCAGAGUCAAUACCGGUGUCUUGAGCUGUCCAACAAAGACCAGCAAGACAACAGAACUGGCUCAUUCUGUGGACGUUUAUGGGACGGUUUACUUUGCUGGGGCGAGACACCAGCCGGGACAUCUGUAACACAACACUGUCCAGAUCAUCCCGACCUGGACACAACUGAAAAAGUGACCAAAUAUUGCGACAAAAUGGGUAACUGGGUUGAGAUUGGCUCCGCCUGUCAGCUCGCGUCAAAGGACAAAUUAGAGCAAGAGAAACAUUUUUUAAGGGACUCUGCAGGAGAGAUGACGACAGACGCCACUGACGUGGACAUCGGCGGCGUACAAAAACUGAUCCUUGAAAAUGAAAAGAAAUGCUCGGAGAAAAUGAAGAAAGAUCCAAAAUAUGACAAACCGGGUGUGUACUGCAGUCGUAACUGGGACGGCUGGCUGUGUUGGAACGACACGCCAGCAGGAUCACACGCGUCCCAAAACUGCCCCAGUUAUUUUGCCGACAUGGAGGCCACAGAGAAGGUAACCAAGUAUUGUGGAGAGGACGGGCAAUGGGUUCACCAACCAAAGAGCGAAAGGAUUUGGACCAACUCUACACUCUGUUCAACCACCUAUGAGAAGAGACAGAGGAAAGUGAAGAUGCUCGAGAAUGAAUACAACUGUCUUUUGAAAAUAAAUCGCGUGCCACCUUUGAACAAAUCAGGCGUGUACUGCAGUCGGAACUGGGAUGGCUGGCUGUGCUGGGACGACACCCCUGCAGGAACCUACGCUUCCCAAAACUGCCCCAGGUAUUUUUCCAACUUGGACCCCACAGAAAAGGCAACCAAGUACUGUGGAGAGGACGGGCAAUGGUAUCGCCAUCCAGAGAGCAACAAGACCUGGACUAACUACACACUGUGUGCUGUCAGCAUUAAACUAAAGGCAGCUGCCCAGCUCUCUGGAGACAUCGAGGUUCAACCCGCCGACGAGGCCACGGUCAGUCCGGCGGUUCACCGCAAGGAGCAAGAGAUCGAGCGGAAGAAAAUCCUCGACAGCCAGUACAAGUGCUUUGAGAAGAUGAAUCGAGAUGCAGCUUAUAAUAAAUCAGGGUUGUACUGCAGUCGUAACUGGGAUGGCUGGUUGUGCUGGGACGAUACUCCAGCAGGGACAUACACGUCUCAAAACUGCCCCAAUUAUUUCAUGGACUUUGACCCAACAGAAAAGGCCACUAAGUACUGUUGGGAGGACGGGCAGUGGUUUCGCCACCCGGACACAAACAGGACUUGGUCCAACUACACACUCUGCAAUGAAAACACCAACGCAAAAUUAAAGUCAGCUUACAUCCUGUUUUACAUGGCAAUUGUUGGACACGCUUUGUCCAUAGCAUCCCUGCUCAUCUCUCUGGCCAUCUUCUUCUACUUCAGGAGUCUGAGCUGCCAAAGGAUCACGCUCCAUAAGAACCUCUUCUGCUCCUAUGUGCUCAAUUCCGCCCUCACCAUCAUAAACCUGGGAGGAGUGGUCAGCAAUCCUGAUGUGGUGGUCAGAAACCCGGUUGGCUGUAAGGUGCUCCACUUCUUCCACAUGUACAUGCUGGGCUGCAAUUAUUUCUGGAUGCUCUGUGAAGGCAUCUACCUGCACACGCUCAUCGUGGUAGCCGUGUUUGCAGAGGAGCAGCAUCUCCACUGGUACUACCUCCUGGGCUGGGGCUUUCCACUAGUCCCCGCGUCCAUCCACGCCGUGGCAAGGAAAAAGUAUUUCGACGACAACUGUUGGAUGAGUGUGGACACCCAUCUGCUCUACGCAGUUCAUGGUCCUAUCAUGGCAGCACUUCUCGUGAAUCUCUUCUUCUUACUGAACAUCAUAAGAGUGCUGGUGACCAAACUGAGAGACACACACCGCGCCGAGUCCAACAUGUACAUGAAGGCGGUGAGAGCCACGCUGAUCCUCGUGCCUCUGCUGGGAAUACAGUUUGUCAUCAUUCCCUGGAGGCCCGAGAACCGGCUGGCUGGGGAGGUCUACGAGUAUAUCAUGCACAUACUCAUGCAUUACCAGGGUUUACUGGUGGCGACAAUAUUCUGCUUCUUCAACGGAGAGGUGCAGGCAGCUCUAAAGAGACAGUGGAUGCAGUAUAAGAUGCAGUGGGGUCAGAGACGGAAGGACCACUGUUCAAUGCGCUCCACGUCCUACACGGCCACCUCCAUCACAGAGGUGCCCGCCUUCAUGUACCACCACGACUGCAACAGCGAACAAUUUAACGGGCGCCACAUGGAGGGCUCUGAAAUCGUGGCGCUAAAAUCAGGAGAGACGUACGCUUGAGUCACGAGCGUGAGAACAGCCACAGAGAUGUACAGCGCGGACUGUGGUGAUGAUGAGGAUGGUGAUGAUGAUGACACAGGUCUGGAAAUAAAGAGCUCAGAGACAGAUUUGCUGUGAAUCUGACACUUAAUUAUACUUUACAUCGGCAUUGUAGCUGCUUUAUCAAGAACUCUGGUGUCUCUCAACUCGAGACACGGGACCAACGGCUGCUUUUUGACACGUGUCACUUCCUUAAGAAGCUGCUAUACUGUGACGUGCUCACAGGCUUGUGCUGCUUUGGAGACAGAGAAGACGUCAGUGGGUGUGGCUUGGAGUCGGUGCUGCUAAUUGCGACAGUGACUGAUUUAAAAAAGAUGAUUGAGGCUGAAGUAGAAUCCUUUCGGAACCUCACCAACACCAUAGGGCACCGUGUUGUUGUUGUGGCAACUAUGUGUCCAGAUGAGGACAGAUGUGGGACCCUGACGCAAAAAGACACACACGCACGCAUGCACCGGAUCAUGUGAUGUGCCAUGAUAGCAGUCAAACUUUCAGAAGACCCUCUCUGCUCUGAAUUGUGUACAUAAUGUAUGUUUCGUCAUGUUUUAUUUUAUUUUUUGGGAUGUUUCAAAAAGGUUCUAUUUUUUUUUUUCUAUUAAGAUUUUAUUCUCGCUGUGUUUGUUCUGUGACGCCGCGCUCCACAACUGCUUUGUCGUUUUUUGCAGUUGCUGUAUUUGUGCCAAUGCUGGACAUCGCGGAGCCGAGGAGCGAAACAAAAAAAACUAAAAGCUAUGAACACACAAAGAAAACAAAAAGAACAGAAGGCUAAAGAUGAACUGAACCGCUCGCAUUCAUCUCUAAGAUCGUGUCAUUGUAGUUUUGUCGUCAUUAUGGGCGUCGAAAGUUAAGAAUUGCACAUUGAAAUGUUCAUUUAAACCCGGGACCACAGUGAAUCUCUGUGUCCGUAACAAAACCACCCGUUUUGCUCCAACUGUAAUAAAAGAUGUCGUGCAUUUAUCCAUCAAAUUUACUCAGAAGCCCGGCGAGCCCACAUAUUCAAUAACAGACGUUUACGUUCACCGGGGGGAAAAUCAUUUAUUAUCCUCGCGAGGAGCCAAUAGCAAAAAGCUUAGACUUGAAAUAUUUGUUUUGAACUCCUCAACUGAAAAUGUGCAAAAUGUGCAUUCCCUUACGUGCAAAAAGUUUAAAGUUACAACUAAAUCUUCGUAAAAAAGGGGAACACGUUCAAAGAAAAAGGUACUUUAUAUCUUACUGUCAACAUGUGAAAAUCAAAGAUAUUAAUGCUUUACAUGGAUUUUCUGACUUCCCUGUUGUAGCCGAGCGCUUGAGUUGUUGGAAAUGUUCAUUAAAUUGCAUCAGGUGAUGCGUUUGGGACUAUUAUCAGCCAUCGUUGUGCUGGAUCGACAUUUACAGUAGCACAUUUGAUGUGCAAAGGGCACCCAUUAAAAGAGAUUAAUUCCUUUUUUGGAUGUUCAUGGGACGCAAAGACAGAUUAGAUAUUUUGCUUUGAAAGCAUAAUUUGGCUUUCUGAAAUGACAUUUCUAUCCUCAACCAGCAUUAUAUUAUUCACUAGUAUUUUUUCUGUGUUGCUGCGUGAUUGUGUGUCGAAGGAUGAUCACAUUUCAAAGUUUACGUGUCUUUGUCGAGUGCGAUAACUGACACAAAUCUGUGUGAGAAACUGAUAACGGAUUAUAUUUAAUUACAGCUCAGAUGGGAUUUAAAGUUUCAGCGUACGAGUACACCGGGGCUCUGACGUUUGCGGUGCAAUUCAUUUGCAAUUCAUUCACUUUGCGGUCCUCUUUACUCCCUCUUUAUUAAUAAUAACAAUAAUAAUAAUAAUAAUAAUAAUAAUAAAAACGCAACACAAAACACUUUAACAUAACUUUUACAGACGUUCGCCAAAAGGAGAGUGACAAUCAACGCGAGUGAAUGACAUCAUCGUCCUAUGAUGAUAUAGGUUUUUAGUGCUUUACGAAAAAAUCCUUUACGUGAAAUAUUAAAGUAUAUUAUUUAUUUUGCUAUAAGACUCAUCUUCCUCCUCAUCUUUAAAGUGUAUAUUUUGCCUUGGAUGUGAUGCACAAGAAAUAUUAGCAAUCCUUUUUCAUGUGGGGGAAGACAGAUUAUACUAUGUAUAUUUUGUAUGUUACUGUCCAUGUAAAUACAAGCAGAUACUAUGUGUGUGUGUGUGUGUGUGUAUAGAUUUUUGCACUGUGAAACACACUGACAGCUAUUUUUUUUUUUUCAUUUUUCAGUCAUUUUUGGGCUCAUGUUUGUCUCCUCCUCCUCAGCUUGGACUGGCCACAUUUUAAAGCUGAUAAAACAGUGUUUUUGUAAAAAAAAACUAAACAAAAAAACAACAAGAUA